Messenger RNA from Sparassis crispa, 804 nucleotides. Its product is annotated as Mitochondrial acidic protein. Gene Ontology annotation, biological process: cytosolic ribosome assembly. Gene Ontology annotation, cellular component: mitochondrial matrix. Lineage: Eukaryota; Fungi; Basidiomycota; Agaricomycetes; Polyporales; Sparassidaceae. The coding region runs from base 1 to 804 and encodes 267 amino acids. The transcript is spliced from 7 exons. The record is from RefSeq and is a predicted model, not a curated record.
AUGUCUGCAAUCCGUGCACUUCGACAGGUGUCUCUCUCUUCCAGCAGGCUCGCGGUGCGCAGCGCCCCUCGCACGCUCUGCCGCGCCGCGCUCGCACAGCGCGCUGCCCCUCUCUUCUCAGCGCGGGCCUUCUCGGUCACUGCCCGCGCGUGGGGCGAGGGUACGACGGACGCGACGCUCUCGCAAAAGCUCACGGAGGAGCUCCAGUACGAGAAGCAGGCGGCGGAGGACAACCCCCAGCCCCGGCUCGUGAAGGAGCUGAAGGAAGAGGGGAUCUGGGCGAUUGAGGACGUCGCGGGCAACGACGAGGUCGCGCUGACGCGCAAGUUCGGGAACGAGACCAUUCGCCUGAUGUUCUCCAUCGCGGACAUCCAGGGCGAGGAGGAGAGCCAGUUCACCGAGAACCAGGAGAGCCAGGAGGAGGAGGCGGAAGAGGACGAGCCGCAGCACGCGUACCCCAUCCGGUGCUCGUUCUCCCUCACCAAGUCUGGCGUGGAGGGCGCGUUGACGGUCGAUGCGAUGUGCCAGGAGGGCGCGUUCGUCGUCGACAAUAUCUCGUUUUAUAGCAAUACGAAGGUCGGCACCGAGCUGACGGCGGAGGCGGACUGGAAGCGCCGCGGGCUGUAUAUCGGUCCUCAGUUCGACACGCUGGAUGUCAACGUGCAGGAGGAGUUCGAGAAGUUCCUGCAGGAGCGGGGGAUCAACGAGAACCUCGCGUAUUUGGUGCCCGAGUACGCCGAGUUCAAGGAGCAGAAGGAGUACGUGCACUGGCUGCAGAACGUGAAGAAGUUCGUGGACGCUUAA